AUGUUUACCCUAUUAUUCACAUAUAUAUUUUCCUUCCUUCUUCAAAACAUCCACGCAGAUCUUGGUCAACAACAAGUCGAAAAUCCUACCAAAUUCCACUUCGAAACCACUGUAUCUUGCGAUUAUUUUCCUCAAAAUCAAACUUGGUGUUCACAGAUUUUUCAUCUAGAAGAGGAUCUUAUCAAUUAUGAUGAUUUUGGAGUAUCGAAGAUGGUUUGUUUUAAUGGAAGUUAUUAUAAUUUAUUUGAAAAUCGUGUCGAGAAGUCAAGCUUGACAUGGGUGAGUUAGGCGAAGUCAGAUAUUAAAGCUUUCAAAAACAUUUCAGAAUUUCGAAAUUGUGAUUGGUGUUCGUCACAAUUGCACAGAUUCUGGACAAAUUCUUGAAGAAAUUAUUCAUAAGGAUGAUUAUCGGAAAAAAAGUGAUGGAAAAUAUGAAAUUCAAAAAGUUGUAGCUAUAAAUGGGAUUGGCAGUGCUGGUCAAGAUGGAUGGAAUGAAUAUAUGUUCAAAGGUUCGAAAGUUGUGAGUCCUAAUUGUGUCAUACCGUUUUGUUGAUAUUUUUGGGAUGAAUGAAUAUGUAUCAAGUGCGCUCUAUUGACAUCUGGAUCUUUGUUGUGUUUCUCAAUUUUCUUUUGAAAAAUGGUGUUUUCAUUUUUAAAUUUUUUUUUAGAUUUUUUCACUAAAAUUUCGAACCUUCAAUUUUCAUGAGCGAUUUUUUGUCCUGAUUUUCAGUCUUGUCCGAUGAUUUUGAUAAAUUGGUGAUAAUAUAUGAUAAGAGCUUCUAUGGAUGAAGCUGGAGCUCUAAACUCAUUAAAAAUGUGUUUUAUUAAUUCCAAAUAUCAUUUUCCCCGAGUUUCAGCUCAAUCUGAACAUAUUGAUAAUUCAGUGAUAAUAUGUGAUAAGAGCUUCUUGGAUGAAGCAGGAGCUCUAAACUUAUCAAAAAUGUCAUCUACUAUCACCAAACAUCAUCUUCUGUAA
Molecule: messenger RNA, 976 nt
Organism: Caenorhabditis angaria
Lineage: Eukaryota; Metazoa; Nematoda; Chromadorea; Rhabditida; Rhabditidae
Source: the annotation of a GenBank genome assembly